Messenger RNA from Nerophis ophidion (straightnose pipefish), 4268 nucleotides. RefSeq names its product outer dynein arm docking complex subunit 3 (gene odad3). Lineage: Eukaryota; Metazoa; Chordata; Actinopteri; Syngnathiformes; Syngnathidae. Gene Ontology annotation, cellular component: cilium. The record is from RefSeq and is a predicted model, not a curated record. The transcript has 14 exons. The coding region runs from base 314 to 1927 and encodes 537 amino acids. Gene Ontology annotation, biological process: outer dynein arm assembly; cilium movement.
GUGGCACUUCCUGUAAAACCAGGAGUUUAUUUUGAAAGACCCCGGCGUUACGUUGGUAAUUUAUGUGUUGAUAGCAUUAGUUAAAGGACGGCGUAAUGCAGAUAAAGAAAUACUGUUACAAACGAAUAUACUUGAACGUUUCAACAAGACGAACCAAACAACUGCCAUGUCGUCAAAGUCUUGUCAUCAUAGGAAACACGAGGAGCCUCGGCUCGCUUUGAGUUGACUCGUUGCUAGGCAACCCUUUUCUACCGCCAGGGAUUGCCUUUUCGACCUCUCACUUUACUCACUGUGAAGACUAAAACUGGACAAGAUGUUGUUCGAAGCGGAGAACAAACCUUCUAUUUAUGACCAAAUAGCAGAUCUGCAGCGUAAACUCCAACUUUUAGAGAGCGACAGGAACGCCUACUAUGAGAGCUCUCACUCGACCCUGGAGAAGAAUCGCCAGGCCAUCUUGCAGCUCAGGGAGGAGAACAGGGAGCUGCUGAAGAGCGUGACAGAUGCUGACACCGAUGAACAACAAUUCGUGCAGGCGGCCUUGCAUGGCCGGGGCGUGGAGAAGGACACGGGUCCUCCAAUGUCAGGAAAGGCCGCCUUAGCCAAACUGGAGCACCGGGUGGCUUCCAAAAUAAAGCGUCUCAAUGCUCUUAAGCACACCACUCUGACCCACCAGCGCCGCCUGGAAGACCUGAAGAGGGAGUGCCUCAGAAUGGAGGCAGUGGGCUCUAAUCUGGCAAUGACUGAGAAGGAGGACAUUACAUUGAAGUUGAGGUCGCUACAGAACUGCCUGGAGAAGAACCAGCUCAAAUGCAAGGAAGGCGCCAACAUCAUGACUAACUAUCUGAAACUUAAACGCCACCUGCAGGAGGAGAGUCUGACCUUCCAGGGUCAGAUAGACAGUCUGGAAGCAGAAAUUAUGAAGUUCAAGAGGGAACUUCAUGAUGUGCAAGAAAUGAACAGUAAAGCCCAGCUGUCCAAAGAAACUGCUAUUGCUGAGUUACAGCAGCAGGAGGAACUGUUCUAUAAGGAGCACCAAGAAAAAGAUUAUCUUUUAGCCAUCUACAGAAAAAGGGUGCAGGAGAUCAGGGCCCGUGCUGAAAAGUUAGAUGCCCAGAGGAAAAUCGUACAACAGGACGAGCUGAACAACGAGGCCGACUGCAGCACCGCCAAAAUGGCCGCCGAAUUGGACAAGAACAUCAGCAUUUUUGAGGAGACCCUCCGAAGGAUGAAAGAUGCCACCGGUUACACAAAUACAGAGGAGGUGAUGGAUCGUUACAUUGCCCAGCAGAAGACUCACCAACAUCUCCAGGAUCUCAAAGCGGAGAAUGAGUAUGUUAUACUGCAGCUCAAGGAGCGCAAGGAGGACCUGAAGCAACAGUUUGAGCACAUAAAGUAUUCGGGAGAAACGCAACUGUCAAGUGAGCAGAAGAGGCUGGAGGAGUGUGAGCAGAGUUUGCUGGCUAAACAGCAGAGCUGUGAAAUAGCCAAGGAGCGUCUGGCUUCUCUGGUUAAAACGCUAAGUACUAUCCAAGCUGGAGUGGAACACCUCGCAGAAAGACUUGACCACAUCUCCCUGAAUGAGGCGCCGUCAAAUGUGUCUCCAAACUCAGAUGAGUUUGUGGUGGAGCUGCUGUCCCAGUGUCAGCGAAAGUUGCAGUUACUGCAAGAUAGGCUACGUGGAAAAGACCUCGACGAGAUUGCCAAAGACAUGGAGGAAGAGGAGUUCUACUUCAUGAUUGAGAAACAACUGCCUACUUACAACAAACGAGUCACAGUAACUGAAGACCAAGAGAUGAGCCUCGAAAAUAAUGAGGAUGAAAGCGAAGAGGACGAUGGUGUCCUCACACGAGAGGCAUUGAAACGCCGCUCGCAGGCUAUGAUUGACGCCAUGUCCAACAAGAAGUCUUGGAAGUUGAAAAAGAAGUGAUGAUAUUCUGAAAGCACAGACACAGUGAGAUCUAAUGACAAUAGACCAUAUUUUUCUGUUGAAUUAUUACCUAACACUAGGGCUGCCACUAACAACUAUUUUGAUAGUUGACUAGCCACUGACUAAACGAUUACCGUAUUUACCGGCCUACUUAUUAAACAGUGCGGCUAAUAUAUGGAUGUUUUUUUUUUCCCGUAACGCCCAUAAUGCUUUGUAUUUAUAAAGUAGUUAUCAUAUUACACCGACAGACUUUGAAAAGUGUGUUAUUGUUUGUACUGUGGCACCAUUUUUGAACAAAUUUGCUCACUGCAGGUGCUGCGGGUUGAAAAUGUACUUCCUGUUUUGUGCCUUGAACCGGAAGUAUAACCGUCCAUUACGUAUCUGCUCGAAAGGAUUCUUCAUUCAUCACUCCAGGCAACAUUUUAACGUUUUACAAUAUAACUAAAACAAUCUAUGCUUACUAAACCGUCCCUUGCAUGAUGUUUGUGGGAGUGUUUUCGUGCAUAUUCUGUACGUGCAUUGAAUGUAAUCAAGCUAGCCCAGCAGGCACAAGACAUUGAUACAACACUGAUUAUACACACAUGUCUUUUAAAACUGACUUUGAAACAACAUUUGUAAUUUGAUCUCCAACGCUGGACCCAAGUUGUUGGUUGGGAAAUGACCACAUUUCAAAGGUCAAAUCAACAUCACAACCUGACAUUGAAUAAACGUUGUCAAAAUGCAUGUUGUUUUAACAUUAUGUUUGAGUUGCUCAAUGUCAGGACCUAAUUCAAGUUCUCAAUGUUGUUUUAAUGUCUUGUGCCUGCUGCUAGCAUCAUUAGCAUUAGCGGAUAAGCUAACACGUUUACAACUGUCUGUGUUGGUAUAUUAUUAACCUACAAUGGCAGAGGGGUUAGUGCGUCUGCCUCACAAUACGAAGGUCCUGCAGUCCUGGGUUCAAAUCCAGGCUCGGGAUCUUUCUGUGUGGAGUUUGCAUGUUCUCCCCGUGAAUGCGUGGGUUCCCUCCGGGUACUCCGGCUUCCUCCCACCUCCAAAGACAUGCACCUGGGGAUAGGCCCCUCCCACCUCCAAAGACAUGCACCUGGGGAUAGGCCCCUCCCACCUCCAAAGACAUGCACCUGGGGAUAGGUUGAUUGGCAACACUAAAUGGUCCCUAGUGUGUGAAUGUUGUCUGUCUAUCUGUGAUGAGGUGGCGACUUGUCCAGGGUGUACCCCGCCUUCCGCCCGAUUGUAGCUGAGAUAGGCGCCAGCGCCCCCCGCGACCCCGAAAGGGAAUAAGCGGUAGAAAAUGGAUGGAUGGACUUUGGUAAGAGUCAUUCAAAUAACUCUAACAUAUAGAACAUGCUAUAUGUUUACCAAACAAUCUGUCACUCCUAAUCGCUAAGUCCCAUGAAAUCUUAUACAUCUAGUCUCUUAUGCGGAUGAACUAAAUAAUAUUAUUGGAUAUUUUACGGUGAUGUGUUAAUAAUUUCACACAUAAGUCGCUCCUGAGUAUAAGUCCCACCCCUGGCCAAACUAUGAAAAAAAUUGCGAUUUAUAGUCCGAAAAAUAGGGUAGUUGUGAUGUGUUGUGAGAAUUGCCUUGGCUGUCCCUCCUAGGCCACCGUAGGUCAUGUGAGGCGCGUCACCAGACCUGCUAAUGUUAGCCAAGUUAGCUCAUGAGUGUUGAACUGGAGACGACUGAAAUAAAGUAUGAAACAAGCUGAUAUUUUUCCUGAAAAAGGCAUGGUGUCACAGUUAAGGACUACAGGCCUACAGUGACCAAAACAUGGCAAAGUUUGGGCUCCCAGAGCUGUUUCAUUUUGCUGUAUUGCAGCAGCGCUUUUAACACUCUUGUAUCCAGUUUGAAAGCCACAACCGAAAAAGACACACAGACAGACGUAAACAUUUUUUGGUGACGGCUAAGUUAUUGAGUACAUUUUCAUUUAUCGUCCGAUUGAUUGUCUUACAACUCUUUUAUAAUUGUAUAUAUCUUUAAAAGCCUCUGGGCAUCAAAUGUAAUGUUUUUUAAUGUCAUUUAAGACCUUAAUUUUCACAAAAUGUAUUUAAUAACUUUUGAUUUUGACUAAUGAUUUUGUGUUGCGGAUGUGUUUAGAAAGCUGCAAACAAGUAUACUGUAGCAAACUAACUCAUGUUUUGCAAAUGUGUACACUAAUAAACCAACUGUGAUGUCAUUUCAUCAAAAUAAAGGGUUUAAAAACAACUCUUAUAAAAGAUCAUGUAAUGGAAAAACGUAACAAAAAUGUCCAAAAUACAGCAAAUAUUUACUGAAAGGACAAAAAAGUAAGCCUUUGUCCACUGAUGGUUAAUAGUUGAGUCUUCAGUAAAGGUGAAAAAGGGUU